UGGUUUAUCAAUCCAUUUUGAUUUCGUGAAGUGUAUAUAUUACAUCGCAAAUAAAAUUCUUCAGUCAAAGCCACCAAAAUGAAGUAUUUACUAACAAUACUCUUCGCCUCUUUCAUAACUAUCAGCUUUGGUGCCAAACUACCCGCUGGUUUUAAAAAAUGUAACUUCAAGCAACUCUCUUCUCAUACGUGUCUACCGCAAGCUAUUGAAAGUGCAAUAAAGCAGAUGGAUCGUCCUAUAAAAAAAUUGGGCUUAGUGGGCCUAGAACCUUUGGUGAUACCAUCCCUGAUUGUAGAUGCUGGUUCUCAGAUUGUGCAUACUCAGCAAAUUUACAAAAAUAUGAAACUGUCGGGUUUCAAUGAAACAACUUGUUCCAAAGCUGAAUUUAAUUAUACCACGAAAACGUUAAAUCUGGAGUGCGUCGUGCCACGUUUUCUAAUGGAAUUUCUUUAUGAAAUAAAUGGGAAAUUUUUGAUGAUAUCUGUUUACGGAAAAGGAACGGGAUGGACGGUUUUUUUUGAUAAUCACCUUGAGCUUUCCUUUCAAUUUGGAGAAUACGAAAAGAAGGGUAAAACAUACUUUAACAUCCUCCAUCAACAUCUGAACAUGCGACCCAAAGAUAUUGAUUUUCGUUUGGAAAAUUUGUUUGAUGGUGAUGAGGAAAUGAGUGAUCGUGUUCAGAAAAUAGCAAAAGAAAAUAUUCUCGACGUGUAUGACGAUGUUAAAAGUGGUUACGAAGAAGCAUUUGGAAAAGUAUUUGCUUACAUUUUUGAAGAGAUUUUGGAAAAAGUGCCUAUUGAUGAUAUUUUUGAUUGAAUAAUUUUUAUUAUUUGUAA
Messenger RNA from Zophobas morio, 836 nucleotides. Its product is annotated as protein takeout-like. Lineage: Eukaryota; Metazoa; Arthropoda; Insecta; Coleoptera; Tenebrionidae. The transcript has 4 exons. The record is from RefSeq and is a predicted model, not a curated record. The coding region runs from base 79 to 816 and encodes 245 amino acids.